This is a messenger RNA of Ogataea philodendri, 483 nucleotides long. RefSeq lists its product as uncharacterized. Gene Ontology annotation, biological process: mitochondrial respiratory chain complex III assembly. Lineage: Eukaryota; Fungi; Ascomycota; Pichiomycetes; Pichiales; Pichiaceae. The record is from RefSeq and is a predicted model, not a curated record. Gene Ontology annotation, molecular function: ribosome binding. Gene Ontology annotation, cellular component: Cbp3p-Cbp6 complex; mitochondrion. The transcript has a single exon. The coding region runs from base 1 to 483 and encodes 160 amino acids.
AUGACGAGCAGUUUGAGUAGUUCCGCCAAAAAGAUAGUUUCGUUACUGGAAAAGUACCCGGCCGACAAGGUGAAGCACUAUGCUUCGUUCAAGUUUUCUCAGAUCGAGCGGUUCUGCAACAUCGGGUCGUUGCCGAUCCCCAAGAAGGUUUUAGAAGAGCAAGCCAUCGAGCAGAAGAAGCAGCAGAAAAUGGUCAAGAUCGACGUGAAGAAGCUGAAGCGGAUGAUUUUUGCGCAAGAAGACGCCACCCCAGACUUCAAGAAAGAGCUUUUCGACACAGAUAUUCUCACACAGCAGUUCAAGUCGCUCAAGAGCAUCGCCGACAACAAAUGGGCCGACGUCUACAAGGUGGAUAAGAAGCUGUUGGAGCCCAAGGGCAACCCGAACUACUAUUCGCGUCUUAUGAAAGACAUCAACAACGGUGGCCAGAAGAGAGAAAGCAUUUUCGAGGCGUUCCGUACGGUGAUUACCGGAAAGUACUAA